Messenger RNA from Histoplasma mississippiense, 1584 nucleotides. RefSeq lists its product as hypothetical. The record is from RefSeq and is a predicted model, not a curated record. Bases 1 to 1584 code for a protein of 527 amino acids. The transcript is spliced from 7 exons. Gene Ontology annotation, biological process: aldehyde metabolic process. Gene Ontology annotation, cellular component: cytoplasm. Gene Ontology annotation, molecular function: aldehyde dehydrogenase (NAD+) activity. Lineage: Eukaryota; Fungi; Ascomycota; Eurotiomycetes; Onygenales; Ajellomycetaceae.
AUGGCUACUGUCGACCUCCCGACUCUCCAAUUCACCCCUGUGGAGGAGAUCCCUGCGAAAGUCAGGAAGGUGCGCACUACUUUCUUCCAACACAAGACUCGUCCUAUCGAGUUCCGGAUUCAACAGCUGCGAAAGCUAUACUGGGCCUUGAAAGAUCGUGAACAUUUAGUCGUGGAAGCCCUCUACCGGGAUUUGGGGAAACCAAAAUAUGAAGCUUAUGUAUCUGAAAUCAACAUAGUGGAGAACGAUAUCGUCUUCAUACAAAAAAACGUGGCCAAGUGGGCCAAGGACGAGAAAGCCCAGAAUAUUAAUAUGCCGUUUACCUUGAUGAAGCCGAGAAUCAGAAAGGACCCCUUGGGCUGCAUCCUUGUGAUUGGCCUUAAUAUUCUUCCAUUAAUUGGUGCUAUCGCGGCAGGAAAUACAGUCGUGGUUAAGCCGAGUGAAUCUUCGCCCAACUGUGCCGCUGUGCUGCAGGAAAUUAUCGAAGCUGCAAUCGAUCCAGAUGUUGUGUCUGUCGUCCAGGGGGGAGCUACAGAAACCCAGGCUCUUCUAGCUGAGUGCUGGGACAAAAUCUGCUUUACUGGCAACGCUACCGUCGGCCGUAUUGUUGCCCAAGCUGCUGCUCCCAACCUGACCCCAGUUCUACUCGAGCUUGGUGGCCGCAAUCCAGCAUUUAUCACCAAGAAAGCCGAUGUGCGACUGGCUGCGAGACGGCUAUUUUGGGCUAAGACUUUCAACGCUGGCCAGGUUUGUCUGUCGCAAAACUACAUCCUUGUCGAUAAAGAGAUCGUGUCGCAACUGGUGACGGAGUUUGGCAAGGCAUCCCCAGACUUCUGCCGUAUCAUUAACGAUGCCGCUUUCCGCCGGAUUAAAGGCAUGAUUGAUAGCACGAAGGGCAAGAUUCUGCUCGGGGGCACAAUGGAUGAAAAGGAGCGGUUUAUCGAACCGACUUUGGUCCAGGUCGAUUCUGCAGAUGAUCCUCUCAUCCGCCGGGAGACCUUUGGCCCAGUAAUCACGAUUUUGCCUGUAGGCGAUCUUGAUGAGGCCAUUAGGAUCUCAAAUGAUGUCGAUAAUACUCCGUUAGCCGCUUACGCAUUUGGAACGAAAAAGGAGGUCGAAAAAGUCCUCUCGUGCGUCCGUUCCGGAGGUGCCACAAUCAACGACGCCUACAUGCACGGCGUCAUUCCAAACGUGCCCUUCGGUGGUGUCGGCGAGAGUGGAAGCGGUGCCUACCAUGGGCGAAGCAGCUUCGAUGCAUUCGUGCACCGGCGGUCGAUCGCCACUACACCAGGCUGGGUCGAACGAAUGCUCUCUGUUCGAUACCCACCAUACGCUGGAAAAUUGCGGAGCACACUCCGGCACAGGACAGUGGCUCCCAAUUUCGAUCGGAGUGGGAGAACAACGACUGGCUUUUGGGGCUGGAUAAUUUGGUUCAUUACGUUUGGUGGAGGCGCUAAUAAGUCCGGAGCAAGUCGUGCGGCUGUUGCUGUUCAUAUCAGCGCCACAUAUUUCUUCAGUUCUGCUGUUUUUGAAACAACCGCCAUCGCCCUCAACUACUACAUCAAGCGCGGAGUCAAAGUCUAA